Molecule: messenger RNA, 804 nt
Organism: Aspergillus mulundensis
Lineage: Eukaryota; Fungi; Ascomycota; Eurotiomycetes; Eurotiales; Aspergillaceae
Product: alpha/beta hydrolase
Exons: 1
Coding region: 1-804 (267 amino acids)
Source: RefSeq, a predicted model, not a curated record
AUGUCAUCCCGAUCUCCCAAAGCAACCAUCCUCCUCAUCCACGGCGGCUGGCAAACCCCCGCCCACUACGCGACACUCACCACUUACCUCCGCGCCGCCGGCCACGAAGUCCACGCCCCGCGCCUGCCCUCAACAAACGGCGCCCGCCCCCCAACCGCCACCCUAGCAACCGACACCGCGCUGAUCCGCUCGACCGCCGAGGGCCUCGUCUCCGCAGGCCACAAGCUCAUCGUCCUCAUGCACUCGUACGGCGGCCAAGUGGGGACAAACGCACUAGCGGGUCUGAGCGUCGCAACCCGCGCAAAGCAGAGCCUCCCCGGGGGCAUCGCGCGGCUUGUGUACAUUGCAGCGUUUGCGCUCGCCCCGGGCGAGAGCAUGAUGGGGAUGGUGAAGGAGAUGGGGGACGAGGGGCUGAUCGCGGUGGCGUUUGAGUUUGAUUCCGAUGGGAUUGCGCGCGAUCGCGAUCCGCGGAAUCUGCUUGUGGGGCCGGGAUUGGCGGAGGCGGAGCUGGACGCUUUUGUUGCGAGUUUGGUUGUGUGGAAUGGGAGUGUCAUGUAUCAGGGGCUUGAGGAGUGUGCGUGGAUGGAUGGGGGUGUGCGGGUUUCGUAUGUUUGUACGGUGAACGAUAUGACGGUGCCGUUGGGGUAUCAGCGGGUUAUGAUUGAGCGGAUGAGGGAGGGGGGGAAGGAGGUUGAGGUCUUUGAGAUGGAGACCGGGCAUUGUCCGCAGGUUACGAUGCCGAAGGAGUUGGGGGAGAUUGUGAGUGGGAUUGUCACGGCGGAGGAGGCGAGGUGGGUUGAGUAG